GCCAAAUGUGUAGUUGUACUAUUUCCUACAGCCGGCGAACGCAGCACCAGGUCGGUUUCUACGGCAACGCCUGACAACAGAGAAGACGAUGGUUUACAUCACAGAGGACAUGGUCCGCCGACGGGCCGAGCACAACGAGUGCGAGAUCUUCUCCCUGGAGGAAGUUUCUCUGCAUCAGCAGGACAUCGAGAGGAUCCAGCACCUCGACAGGUGGUGCAGGGACCUGAGGAUCCUCUACCUGCAAAACAACCUCAUCCCCAGGAUAGAGAAUCUCGGUCGCCUGAAGAAGCUGGAGUAUUUGAAUCUGGCCUUGAACAACAUUGAAGUCAUUGAAAACCUUGAAGGCUGUGAGAGCCUCCAGAAGUUGGAUCUGACUGUGAACUUUGUGGGCCGUCUGAGCAGCGUGGAGUCUCUGAAGCGCAACGUUCACCUCACAGAGCUGUUUCUGGUGGGGAACCCCUGCGCUGAGUUUGAGGGCUACAGGCAGUAUGUGGUGGCCUCUCUGCCUCAACUCAAGUGGCUGGACGGGACGGAGAUCAGCCGGUCGGAGAGGAUUCGAGCCUCUCAGGGACUGGAGGAGGUAAAGAGGCAAGUCUGGGAGCAAGAGAGGGAAUACCUGAAGAGAAGAGCCAGGGAGAAAGAGGAGGCGCAGAGGAAGGAAGCAGGAGAGGAGAAAGGAAACAAGGAGAGGAAACCAGGCUUCGAUGGCCGCUGGUAUACUGACAUCAACAACACAGAUCCAGGGUUGGAGGAGAAUAAGGUGAACCAGGAGGUGGAGGAGAAGCCGAAUAUGAUGAGCCCUGACGUGGAUGGUGAGCGGCGGGAGAGAGAGUUCUGGCACAAGCCGUGUUCAUUCACCCCCGAAUCUCGUCUGGAGGCUCACCGCCACCUGGAGGAGAAGAGGAAGGCGAAGGAAAAGGAGAAAGAGAAGAAGCCGAAGGCCCCGAGGACGCUGAUCACUGCUGAUGGACGAGUCAUGAACGUCAACGAGCCCAAGCUGGACUUCCUUCUAACUGAAGAUGAAGAAAACAACACCAUUGUCUUAGACCUGGCAGUUUACAGACACAUGGACACCUCCUUGAUAGACGUAGAUGUUCAGCCAAUGUACGCCAGAGUCAACGUCAAAGGAAAGAUAUUUCAGAUGGUUCUGCCUGCUGAAGUAAAGCCUGACAGCUCGACAGCUCAGAGGUCCCAAACCACCGGACACCUGGUCCUCACCAUGCCGAGGGCUGAAGGUGAAAUCAAAGUGACAAAGACCAUCCCACGUCCGCCCAGAGCGUCUCAAACCAGACACAGCAAAUCGCCUGACCACAAUGAAAGAAAAGACAAUGUUCCUCAGAGGCUGGAGGUGGACCCCAGCAGGCACACAGCCAUUGACCUUGCCAACAUCGUACCGCGGCAGAGCGCCAAAGAAGGUCCGCUAGAAAUGUCCAGGAUGGCUCCACCUGCCGCCACAGGCCACAGCAGCUUCUCUGAAGGGUUUGUGGACAACCCUGAUGUCCCCCCAUUGAUAUGAGACUUAACAUUGAAAUAGAAAGAAAUAACAUUGACCACUAAGGAGGGACGCAACUGUUCUCUAAGCCUCGUUUCAGAGUGUUUGAUCCUGUAACCUUUCAAGUAAAAGGUGCAGACAACUGGGGAGCUUUGAAUGGCUGUAUUAAACAAAUAAUUUAUGGGGGUAAAUAGACUGAAUCAGAAUCACCCAAAAUCAGUCAACCAAGUUGCUAAUGGCGCUAACACUGUGAAACUGCUGAGAGAUAGAAAUUUGAGACGUCUUUCAGAGGUGUUUGAAAGAUAAUACCAGUUACUUUCAUAGUAUUACAAACAAGUAAAGCUUUUAGAAUUAACUGGACCUCUGGAUAACUUUGUGUUUCCUGUCACAGCUCACUAAAAGAGUCAAUAAACCUACAAGCCACUGACGACA
Messenger RNA from Siniperca chuatsi (mandarin fish), 1924 nucleotides. It is a transcript of the gene dnaaf11, whose product is annotated as dynein axonemal assembly factor 11. Lineage: Eukaryota; Metazoa; Chordata; Actinopteri; Centrarchiformes; Sinipercidae. The record is from RefSeq and is a predicted model, not a curated record. Bases 89 to 1516 code for a protein of 475 amino acids. The transcript has 12 exons. Gene Ontology annotation, molecular function: protein binding. Gene Ontology annotation, cellular component: cytoplasm. Gene Ontology annotation, biological process: outer dynein arm assembly.